This is a messenger RNA of Cutaneotrichosporon cavernicola, 399 nucleotides long. RefSeq lists its product as uncharacterized. Gene Ontology annotation, biological process: respiratory electron transport chain. Lineage: Eukaryota; Fungi; Basidiomycota; Tremellomycetes; Trichosporonales; Trichosporonaceae. The transcript has 3 exons. The coding region runs from base 1 to 399 and encodes 132 amino acids. The record is from RefSeq and is a predicted model, not a curated record.
AUGUUCCGUGCCACCCGCCCACUGUUCUACGCCGCCCAGGCACUCAAGGAGACCACCGGCAUCGUGGGCCUUCCGGUGCACAAGAACCCCCUUCCGGCGCUCAAGUCGCUCUAUACCGAGACGCUAACCGGCCUCGCCGCUCUCCCCGCGUCGAGCGUGUACCGCCAGGCAACGGAGGCGCUGACGAAGAACCGCAUGGCAAUCGUGGAGCGCGCCGGCGAGGACAUUUCCUCAGCGGAGCGUGAGCUCGGCACCAUUGUCGAGAUCGCGAUUGAGGAGGCCAAGAUCGAGAAGCACCUCCUUGGCCAGAUGGGCGAGUGGAAGGCCUGGGAGCCGCUCGAGGAGAAGCCCGAGCCCAACCAGUGGCGGUACUUUGACCCCACUGGCGACUCGCUGUAA